Messenger RNA from Bombus huntii, 1246 nucleotides. Its product is annotated as probable oligoribonuclease. Gene Ontology annotation, cellular component: mitochondrion. Gene Ontology annotation, molecular function: nucleic acid binding; 3'-5'-RNA exonuclease activity. The record is from RefSeq and is a predicted model, not a curated record. Bases 224 to 784 code for a protein of 186 amino acids. The transcript has 5 exons. Lineage: Eukaryota; Metazoa; Arthropoda; Insecta; Hymenoptera; Apidae.
CAUAUUCCACAAGAUGUUAAAGUUAAAGAGAUGAAAAUUGGCAUAUGAACUCCUUAUAAGUAAUGAGUUAAAAAUAAUUUGAUAUAUAAUUGAUACUGUAUGCUGUACAAAAGGGAAAGGAAUGAAUAGGCAUAGGAAAGAGUCAUUCUAGUUUCUAUAAGGUUUUAACAUGCAGUACAUUACAUAGCAUUAAGUUUUACAUUCAAUCUCAUCAAGCGAAAAUAUGGCAUAUGAUAAUCGUGAUUGCAUCGUAUGGAUAGACACAGAAUUAACUGGACUUGAUAUAGAAAAGGAUACAAUUUUGGAAGUUGCUUGUUUGAUAACUGACAAAGAUUUGAACAUUAUAAGUGAAGAAUUUAAUGUUGUAAUUAAUCAACCAGAUGUAGUGUUAGAAAAUAUGAAUGAAUGGUGCACUAACUGGCAUACAAAGACUGGCUUGAUAGCAAAAUCUAAAUGUAGCAAAUAUAGUUUAAAGGAUGCAGAACAAAUGUUACUUAAUUUGUUAAAAAACUACAUUCCAAGUAAAAGUUGUCCCCUAGCUGGUAAUACAGUUUACAUGGAUCGUUUAUUCUUAUUAAAAUUUAUGCCAUUAGUCAAUGAUUACUUACAUUAUAGAAUUAUUGAUUGCAGUGUGAUUAAAGAACUAGUCAGGAGAUGGAAUCCAACAAUUUAUAAAAAUAUGCCAGAAAAGAAACUUUGUCACAGAGCUUUACCUGAUAUCAAAGAAAGUAUAAAUGAACUAAAAUAUUAUAAAACGAAUAUAUUUACAGCUUUUAUGGCAUAGCACCCACGUUCAUAUUCUAUGGGUUACAAUCCUUCAAAUGUGUUUGCUUUCUUAAAGAUUGACAUAGUCAUCUUUACAAAUAGCCAUGUUUUAUUACAAAUGUUUUUAUAUAGACCUCUUAUAUAAAGAGAGGAAGUGAAAAGGGAAGUUAUUGGAAAAAGUUUAGGAAGAAGGCACUAGUAUAGCAAAAUAUCUUAAUUUAUGAAAUAUUAUAUUUACAGUAGUAUAUGCAAACAAUUCACAAACAGUUCUGAUCCAUGUAGAUGCAAACGAAAGAAAUUUGUGAUACAAUUUUAGGAUUAUGCUUAUAUAUUCUAUGUAAUUCAAUCAAACUAUUAAGUAAAUAUUCUAAUCUAUAAUUUUAAAAAUAAUCAAUUUCUUUUGUAGAAAGAUUUUGUCAAAUUCGUAAAAUUAAUGCACUUACACGAGUUUUAAAUAAAACACAGAGUCCAUGCCUUAUAA